UUUUUUAUAAAACUAACGGUUUAUGAAUUUACGUUGAACGCAAGUUAAACCAAUUAUUCGCGCAGCUUAUGUGUGUUGUUGCCCGUUAUGUGGAUACUGAUUUGAUUAAAGACAGUCUUUUCUUUUAGAUUUUUUUUUUGUUGGUGUGUACAGAGUGAUAGCUAUUAGAAAUAUAUUAUUUUCAACAUAAUUAAGUAUUUGACCAUCUCAAUAUUGUAAUUUUCACUAAAGUAUUGAAAUUCCCCCAUAUUGGUACUUAUUUUUGCUGGUACUUAUUCACAUCAUCAAAACUAUAUAUGACUCUUUUUUGUCAACAAACUAUAUAUAACUCGAGUAUGUACUAAGCCUUUAAUCAAAACUUCAUAUGGUAAAUUUAAUUUAGAGUUGUUCAACUUCUUUUUUUUAAAUGAACAUGAUCAUACAAUCUUAAGUUUAUAUUAUAACCACAAAUAGCCAUUACCUUACAAUUUCACCUUUUUAUUUUGUGCAAGUUACCCAAGUACUAAAUUCUUUGGAUUUAGUACGGCCAACAAAAAUGAAAAAUAUACAAUUGCUAUUAUGAUUAUCAAAGGAAAUUAUGGUCCAGAUACCGGAAAUAAAUAGUGUGUGCGUUAAAGAAAACCUUCUCCUUCCUCUCGGCCAGAAUAUCCACUCCGCCUGCCCAUCUUCACAUCCUACGUGAGGUUAAGCUUCACUGAAUCUAAAAGUAACAUCAUAUAAUAUAUUUACAAACACAUGGUUGGUUGGCCAAUUACAAAAAAAAACAUAUGGUUGGUUACUUCAUAUCUUUUUCGGUUGUAUUAUCUGCUAGAGGGACAAAGGGCGAGACAACUAAAUAUAAUACAUCUUCUAAACACUAUAAAGCAGAUAAAUGCAUUAAAUACAUGGGUACGUCAUUGUAUGAAGAAACUAUUUCGGUAUUCUAACGCAAUUAUUUUAAAAACUUCCCCACUUAAACGCAUGCACAGACAAGUUAAGAGUAUAUGCAUAAAUCAUUCGUGAUUCUCAUAUCAGUUCUGGCGAAACGUCACGAACCAUUCACUGAGUGAAACAGAAUUAAGAAAUAAAUACAAAACAAUGCAAAUCGAAUAGACUGUAAUACAAAAACUGGGAGAGGAAAGUUACAAGCGGAUCGUUCGUCGGCUAUAAAAUAAGACGCAAAUCACUCCAUCUCCUCCCUGAAAUGACUAACCAUUCAAAAAGAGAUCUGAUCACAGAGACAAUGAAUUCAAAUAGCCACAAGCCGUGAUAAGAAAUAUUGCAGAAAAAAUAAAUAUACUUAAAAAGGAGGAAGAUUAACAAAAGUAAAGAGGCAGAAAUUAAUCAGACGUACGACGAGAAUACGGAAAAGAAACCUCUUCGAAUUAGGGAUAUAUUAAAACAAACAAAUGGUUUACAGACAAUUAUGGGUGGAAAGAUGGAUUAGGGAAGAUGUAUGUAUGGAAGAUUCGAAGAAUGAUUGAUUGCGUCUGUGAACUGAACCAAAAAAUAUUUGACAGGAAUUGGACGUUAAGAAAACAGAAAGAGAUAAAAAGUGAGUGAGAGAAACAGAUGAGUUAACUACAAAAAACUGCAAAUCUGUACAGUUUUAUUCUAUUAAUAGGUUUGUGAAAAGAGAUGACUCUUGGAGUUGAUGACGGUUCUGGAGCUUGUCUAAGCGGCGUCUUUGAGGAGCUGCGACUUUAGUGAAUUGAAAACGGUGAUUAAAUCAAUGACGUCAUAGUCUUUAUCUUAACACAAUUUUAUCCAUUACAUUACAUAUCCAGAACAAACGUCACCGUUGGAUUGAAACUUUUUUUCCUAUAAAAAAAGGAUGACAACACAGCUUUUGCUAUGGUGAAUGUAAGGGACGCCUUUGAAGAGGUGUGAUGAAGACGUCGCUUGCUAUCGUGAAUCUAGGGCGUCAUACUUUUGUUCCUAAACAAAAUCGUAACCAUUAGAUUAUAUUCUAAUCACAAAACUCACCGUUAGAUUUUGAUUUUUUUUUCCUAUAAAAAAAUGAUGGCGUCAUGGGUUGGAUAAAAAAGGUUUGCUAUUAUAUAUAGAUAACGAAAUUUAACACAAAGCAAAUGAUAUCUUUUUCAAGGAAAGAUUGUUUUCCUAAAUAUGAUAUCAAAAAGGGAUUUGUUUACUAAUACAAAAUUUGACUUAGUGAAAAGCCUUAAUGACUUCCCGAUUUUACCAAUAAAUCACUCAUCACUGUUUAGUCUUAAAUUUUGUUUCUAUGGUAUUUUCAUGUAAUAUAAGGCAUGGUUGAAAUCAUUUUAUAAAUGUAAAGACUACUCUCUCUCACUUACCCAACUCUAUAUAUAUAGUUUCUCUUUCUUCGGUUUUCUUAUCAUCGAACCUUCCAUUGUUUUCCUCUCUCUCAUUCUCGCUCUUCAAACCAGAACACAAGAUACAGUCACUGUCUCAAAAUUCUAACGAAGAUCAAAACAGAAGCCAUGGUUUCUCUGCUUACAAUGUCGACGAGCGGUGCUAUAACAUAUCCUCAAGCCCAAAGUGAUUUAUGCAUGAGGCCCAUCAAAAGACAGCCGAAAAUUAAAUGCACGGUGCACAUCGACGUAACCGACCAACCCCUAAAACGUUCUUCAUUUACACCCAGAACCACUGCGACGCCGCCGCCGCAGCAUAAUUCCCUCCGACUAAACAUCUUCCAGAAAGCGGCGGCGAGUGCUAUCGACGCGGCUGAGCGCGCGUUGAUCUCCCAUGAGAAAGAUACUCCUCUUUCCAAAACCGCUGAUCCAAGUGUUCAGAUCGCCGGUAAUUAUUUUCCGGUAUCGGAAUGUCCCGUCCGACAGUUUCUCACCGUCGAAGGAACAAUCCCUGACAGCAUUGACGGAGUUUACGUCCGUAACGGCGCAAAUCCAAUGUUCGACCCGAUCGCUGGACACCAUUUAUUCGACGGAGACGGAAUGGUUCACGCCAUUAAAAUAACCAACGGUUCAGCAAGCUACGCAUGCCGGUUUACUAAAACCGAGAGAUUGAUUCAGGAAAAACGAUUGGGUAGACCGGUUUUCCCGAAAGCAAUCGGGGAGCUUCACGGCCACUCGGGAAUCGCACGUCUGAUGCUUUUCUACGCACGUGGGCUUUGCGGUCUGGUCAACAACCAAAACGGCGUCGGUGUAGCGAAUGCCGGUUUGGUUUACUUCAAUAACCGGCUAUUAGCAAUGUCAGAAGACGAUUUACCGUAUCAAUUAAAAAUAACUCAAACCGGGGAUCUAGAAACCGUUGGGCGUUACGAUUUCGACGGUCAGUUAAAAUCCACGAUGAUCGCCCACCCGAAACUCGACCCGGUUACGAAGGAGCUCCACGCGCUAAGCUACGACGUCGUGAGAAAGCCUUACUUGAAGUACUUCAGAUUCUCGCCGGACGGCGUUAAAUCACCGGAAGUAGAGAUCCCGCUCGAGACUCCGACGAUGAUUCACGAUUUCGCUAUAACGGAGAACUUCGUGGUGAUUCCGGAUCAACAAGUCGUGUUCAAGCUAGGGGAGAUGAUGGCCGGAAACUCGCCGGUGGUCUUCGACGGCGGAAAGGUUUCGCGAUUGGGGAUAAUGCCGAAAGACGCGACGGAGGCUUCCGAGAUAAUCUGGGUGGAUUCGCCGGAGACGUUUUGUUUCCACCUCUGGAACGCGUGGGAAUCGCCGGAGACUGAGGAAGUGGUGGUGAUCGGGUCGUGUAUGUCGCCGGCGGAUUCUAUCUUCAACGAGAGAGACGAGAGCUUGAAAAGCGUCUUGACGGAGAUCAGGAUAAACCUCAGGACGCGUGAAUCCACGCGUCGCGCCAUGUUGGUCGACGAGGUGAAUUUAGAGAUCGGUAUGGUUAACCGAAACCGGUUAGGUAGGGAAACCCGGUUCGCGUUUCUGGCUAUCGCUGAUCCUUGGCCGAAAGUCUCCGGUUUCGCUAAGGUUGAUCUUGUCACCGGCGAAAUUGAAAAGUACGUUUACGGCGAUGAGAAGUACGGCGGAGAACCAUUUUUCUUGCCUAGUGGCUCCGUUGACGGUGGAGAUAAUGAAGAUGACGGUUAUAUAUUCUGUCACGUUCACGACGAAGAGAAAGAGACGUCGGAACUUCAGAUUAUUGACGCCGUUGAUUUAAAGCUUGAAGCUACGAUUAAACUACCGUCUAGAGUACCGUACGGUUUUCAUGGUACGUUUGUGGAUGCAAGUGAACUCGUGGACCAAGUAUAAUAUUUAUUGUAAUUUGUAGGUUUUGAUAUCGAUUAUUUCUAAAUAUUUGGCCUCAUCUGGACGGGCAUCGUUUUGACAUAUUUUCGUAACUUUACCAUACAAAUAUACAAUACAACUCAAAAUAAAUAUAUGAAAGAAAAUAAAAAUUUAGAAACCUUAAGCACAAAUUAAAGUGGAAACAAAAAAAAAAACUCAAUAACAAUGUUAA
Brassica napus (rape) is the source of this 4398-nucleotide messenger RNA. RefSeq names its product 9-cis-epoxycarotenoid dioxygenase NCED2, chloroplastic-like. The record is from RefSeq and is a predicted model, not a curated record. Gene Ontology annotation, cellular component: chloroplast stroma. NCBI's taxonomy places the organism in Eukaryota, Viridiplantae, Streptophyta, Magnoliopsida, Brassicales, Brassicaceae. The coding region runs from base 2445 to 4190 and encodes 581 amino acids. Gene Ontology annotation, molecular function: carotenoid dioxygenase activity. Gene Ontology annotation, biological process: carotene catabolic process. The transcript has a single exon.